AUGGAUUCAAGCUUUGAAACUGAUUCAGAACUAGAUUCGGACACUCCCCUCUCAAAGAGACCCUGCAUAGAAACCUUGGAGUCUAGCUAUAGCUAUGAUACAAGCGAUGACGAUGUGGCCUUUUGCUCGUCAGAUACCGACACUGAAUCAGACGAUGAUAUGGUUUUCAUAUCUGACAAAGAAGACAAUGAAAUAAUACCCACUGCCGGUAGUAUUAAUGAAGAACAAAUUGAGCUGAAAGAAAUUGGAAUGCUACUUACUAGUAACUGUUGCAUGGACCUGUGUGCGAGACAGCUUUGCGUGAAUGAUGUGCUUUUGUCCCGUAAAAAAUUUGUUUUAAUGGGGACAGUCGUUCAGAGGCAGUGGUUAACAGACAAACUGAUCGACAAUAGCCACACUUCUUCUACUGGGGAGCUCAACACUACAUAUCUCAUUGCUGGGAAAAAUGUGUGCAAAAAUACUUUUUGUGAAGUAAAUGGAAUCUCCAAGAGCAGGCUCCAACGCAUAAGAAAAGCUGUUUCCUCUGGUCAUUUCAAUGCGAACGAGCAUGGUAACCAGGGAAAAAGACGUCCCACGUCAAGAGUGCAAGAGGCACGAGUUUGGAUGGAGAGGCACUUCCACCUCAUAGGCGACAAACAGCCAGACAAGAACAAAAUCCAUCUUCCCAGCUGGGAGAAGAAAGAGGAUGUGUAUGGAAGGUACAAAGGAGAUAUGUUGAGGGCUGAAAUCUCUGAGGCUUCACUUGUGGGGUUAAGUACCUUCUACAGGAUUUGGAACGAAGAUUUUCCGAAUGUCGCCAUUCCUGAGGAAAACAGAUUUUCCAAGUGUGAUACGUGUGUCAAAUUGAAACUGGAAAAGAGAGAGUGCCUGGACAAAGAUAAGCAACUUCUGCUUGACCAAGAGUUAAAAAAACAUCUGGCUAAAGUCGAGAUAGAACGUCGAAAAUACCAGCACCACAGGGAAAAAUCAAGAUCGGAACCAACAAAAUUUCUGACAUUGAUCAUUGAUGGCAUGGACCAGGCAAAGACAAACCUUCCACAGACCAGCCUAAUUGCAAAAUCACAGUCCAGUCUAUGGAAAUUAAGGACGCACGUUACUGGUGUGCUUGCCCACACGAAAAGUCCUCAUGGGAAAAUCGCUUACACAUAUAUUGAUCUACUUCAAUAUCCACAUGGCAGCAAUUUGACCAUUACAAUCAUUUUGAAGGUUCUACUGAGCUUUGCUCGUACCAAGAAGAUGUUGCCUCAGAACCUAUUUCUCCAAAUGGACAACACAGCCCGAGAAAACAAGAAUAAGUAUGUUCUUGCCUUCUGCUCUAUGCUUGUGGAGCUCAACAUCUUCAAAAAGGUUCAGAUAAAUUUCUUACCCGUCGGGCACACGCACGAGGACGUGGACCAACUAUUUUCAAGAAUAGGUGACAAGAUACGGAGGGGAGGUUGUGAGUCAAUCCCAGGGCUUCUGGCAGCCAUCAGUGCAAGUUACACACCUAAUCCAACAUCAGAAAUGAUUGAUGGAGUUUGGGAUUUCAAGGCGUAUUUAGAGCCAUAUCUAAAUGGGGUUGAAGGGCACUCAAAGUAUGGAGUUUUUAGGUUCACGAAAGACAGUCUUGGACAUGCAGAGAUGCAUUACAAGAAAUGGUCAACUGAUCCAUGGGAACCCAACAAAGAGGUGGAAAAUCAGGUCCUGAUUGAACCGGGCUUGAAAAUUAUCAAGGAAAUAUCUGAUUGUUUGGAGAAGCCUACUUUAAUGACACCCGAUUUAGGGAAACUCGACCUUCCUCGAUUUGUUGGUGAUCUGAAGAAGUAUCGACAGUGGUUGUGUUCUAGUGCGUGGAGUCAUUGGGAAGAGUUUAUCGAAACCAUUGACGAAUUGUCCAGUGUUCCUUUUAUCACGUGGGACAUACACCAGCUGAUCUCAACAUCAAUUAUUUCUGCUCACAAGGUGACUACCAACCCGGAGCUAGGUCAAGACCUGACAAAGCUCCUUGAUAAGGAUAAAACUCCUUCCAAAAAGAUUAAAAUCCGGAAGACCAGAGCCCCACAAGCAAAGUCUGCAGCAGAUGGGACCAGAGCCCCACAAGCAAAGUCUGCAGCAGAUGGUGAACCCACGAGAGUACAAUCGAGCCAAUGUACCAGUCCAGCUGAAACAGAUAUUGAAACCUUGGGUGCAGCAGAACCCCCUGAAGUAGUCCAGCCUCAAGUAGGUGCAUUUGUAGCAGUGUAUUUGGAUAAAUACUCAAUGGAGAAGUUUCCACUGAUCGGAAAGGUAACUGCUAUUAACCCGAAUGGAAACCACCUUCAGCUUGACUGGUAUGUUGGCUCGUACUCUGGAGUAUGGCGGGUAUGCAAGCAAAGGAAGGUUGUCUGGAGUGAGGAGGUGAAGGUUGACUGUAUCUUAACCACCGUAGCAUUCACGGAUGCGAUGAGAUUGUCACGGUCGAUGGUUCAAAAUCUCAAGACUCGAUACGAAAAAUACCUCUGA
This is a messenger RNA of Halichondria panicea, 2481 nucleotides long. RefSeq lists its product as uncharacterized. The record is from RefSeq and is a predicted model, not a curated record. The coding region runs from base 1 to 2481 and encodes 826 amino acids. The transcript is spliced from 7 exons. Lineage: Eukaryota; Metazoa; Porifera; Demospongiae; Suberitida; Halichondriidae.